Molecule: messenger RNA, 2691 nt
Organism: Paramecium tetraurelia
Lineage: Eukaryota; Ciliophora; Oligohymenophorea; Peniculida; Parameciidae
Exons: 1
Source: RefSeq, a predicted model, not a curated record
AUGACUGUCGUCAAUUAACAUUAACUUUAAGUGAGAAAGCCAUCUGAUGCUGCUCAAGAAUUGCUCCGAUCACCUCCAACAACGAGUGUAACACCAUAGAUUGCAUCAGACAGACCGCCUUAAAGUGAAAUGUAGGAUUUGCUUCUAAUUAAGGAGGAACCUAGUAACAUAGAGUAGUCUGUGCAAAUUAGUGACCGUUGUAAGGGAGCUCAUUAAGGUCAAAAAAAUAAUUUAAGUUAAUAAAGCAUAUUAAUUGAUGAAAAACCUUAGCAUUCUUAUAGUGAUGUUCAAUGGAGUAGGUUAAUGUCACUAAAAACCGUAAAUACUCAUCCAUCGUUUCAACUAAACAUUUUAGGUGAUAAGGCUGCUGUUUUUGAUCAGAGCAAUUCUCUUAAAAAGUGUUUCCAUCCAAAGAAAUAAAAUCUAUAUUAUCAUACUAGUGAUAUUAUAUAUUGUCUGUAUUUAUGUUUCUUUAUUACUUAAUUGUUGAUUAAUUUACAAGAUAGCUUUAAAGGAUAGCAUAUUUAUUAGAUUUUAUUAAUUAUCUUUUAAGUAAUACAUGCACUCAAUCAAAUUAUAUUUGAAUAAUACGAAAAUGGUGAAAUAAUUAAUAGCAUUCAAUAAUUAAUACAAAAUUAUUUAAAAAAAUAAUCAAUUUUUGAUAUAAUCACCUCAAUUCCUGUAAUUUUUGCCUUAUCAUUCGAGGAGAUGCAUUUCAUAUAGCUUUUGCACAUAAUUAGACUAUGGAAACUAAGAUAGUAAGUGAUAGGUUUCGAAUUAAUAUAUGGCAAACUAGUCUAAUAUACAUAUUAUAUAUUGGAAUUUCACUUUGUCUAAUUUAUCGCACUGACUAUUCUUUAAUUUAAUCAUAAUAGACAAUUAAACUUUUAUGAUGAAUUCAUUGUGUUGUUCUACAAGUCCAAUGAAAGCAAUGCAAUAACUUACCUUAUAAGAUUGCUCAUUCUAAUAUAUUAUUGCUAUUGUAUUUUUAGAUUCACUCUCAAAGAAAGUCUAGAUGUACAUAAACUAUCAUUAUCCUAUGAUACAAAGCAAUAAAUAAAGGCUUACAUUAAUAAAUUGAACUCACAAUAAUCUGAGGAUAUGAAUUUUUUAUCUCAUUUGCCAUAGAAAUAUGUAGACGAUGUAAAAUUUUAGCGUUACUUUCAUUUGCUCUAAAAAAUGCCUAUAUUUAAAUGUUCCUUCUCAGAAAGCACUUUGAGAUAGAUUUGCAGUUUGAUUCAAGAGUACACUUAUAUACCAAAUCAAAUAGUGUUGAUGUAAUAAACAUCUAACUAGCAUUUGUUCAUGAUCUUGUCAGGGGAAGUGCAAAUAUCUUAGAAGAAGGAAGGAUCUUCUAAUUCUGACUUCAAAAUUAAGAUAAUUGGGAAGGAUUCAAUCUUUAAUAAUUAGGCAUUUUUCAAAAAUACUUACUCCAAUAUUAAUGCAACUUCUAUAGGAUAUUCUUAAAUUGCUCAAUUGGAUUUAGAAUCAUUUUUAGAUUGUAUUAAAUCUCAUUAUUAGGAGAGAUAAAAAUACAAGAUGAUGGUUGAUUAAAUAGUACUUUAUGAGGUUUAUAGUUUAUGUUAGUUGUGUUGCUAUGUAUGUGGUAAGUUUCAUGAUAUCGAUGAAUGUGAUCAUGUACAUUAUGUUCCAAAAAAACAAAUAUUGGUUUAAUACAUCUAAUCAAACGAUUAAUAAAUUCGUAGAAAUUAUUUCAGACCUAAAACUAGACAAAAAUAAAAUCGGUUAAAAUCUUACAUCCUUAAAAUUGAAGAGGCGGCACUUCAAUAUUAACAAUAAAAUUUUGAGUCAGAUAACACUGAUGAAAACAAAAAAUACUAAGAUGAGGUCAUCAGUAUCCAAUAACCUUAUUUAGGAGAAAUGAGUCAUCCAUAUUCAGAAAGAUAGAGUUCUCUAUAAUAAUCAUAAUAGACUCCAAAGAGAGGAUCGUAAAAUUCAAUGCGAGACUCAUUGCACUCUCUGUAAUAACAAUAAUAAUAAUAAUAACAUUAAUUGAUGGAUAUUCCAAACAUUAGUCCAGUUCAGUAUAUUCAAUAACCACCAAGUGGAAUAUCUCACAGCUCGUAUGGUUAAUUAUUUAAGGAUGUUUCAAUUAACAGAAAGAAUUUUAAUGGGUCUUCAGAUAAAAAUUCUAGUGGUAAUGUGUUUUCUUUACCUUACAGCAGCAAUGGCAGCAAAAAUACUCCUAAUAACAUGAUUUCAAAAUAAGAGAAAGAUGAAUUGAUCAGUAUUUAAAUGAAAAAAGCCAAGCUGCAAGACAGUGUAUAUUAUCACUAGAAGAGAAUACAGAAUCAAAUGGAUAAUUGCAGUUAAAAUACUCAUUCUAAAUACUAAAAAUAUCACACGACUCAACCACAAUAGUAAUAGACCAAAACUAUUCGUUCUGAUAGGAAAUCGAAUUCUUGCAUUUCUGAAUCUGAGAAAGGGGAAUAUCAAGUACAAUAGCAACAGGAAGUGCAACCGUCCAGAUAUGGUAUUCAAUCAUCCAAGUUUACAGGAGAAACAGCUAAAUAAUUUAUGAGAAACCCUUUGGAAAUGCCUAAUCUUGAAUUUUACCAGUCUUUUGAGAAGAGUAAUCAAUUCAGCGAUUACUUCCCUCAGCAUAAUAUAGAUCAAGCAAUCGAGAGCUACAAACAAUAUUAACAAUCUAGAUCGAGUGCACAUAAAUGA